AUGUCUGCUAUUACUGAAGAAAGCGCUUCUACUGUUGUUGACGUUGCCAUCUGCGGCGGAGGACCAACUGGCCUUGCAACUGCGCUGCUGUUGAAGAGACUCGGAGUCUCUGUCUGUGUCCUCGACGCCAAGCCUGCAAGUCUUGAGUUAGGCCGUGCAGAUGCAUUGAAUGCCAGAACGCAGCAGUACCUCGAGGUUGCCGAUCUCCUUGGCGAGUUGCUACCCCAGGGCAUUAAAUGCAACACCAGCUCGACAUUUGGAGAUGGCGAGUUCAAGUCUCGACAAAACGACUGGUGGGUCGGCCUCGAGCACACGCUGCACAAAAACUUCCUCAUGCUCGGCCAGCCAGUCGUCGAGAGGGUGCUGGCCGAGAAGCUGGGCGACUCUGUCCACUACUCGGAGCAGGUCACGUCCAUUGCCGAAGACGACGCCGGCGUCGACGUCGUGACGAGCACCGGCCGCAAGAUUCGCAGCAAGUACGCCCUCGGCGCCGACGGCGCGCGUUCCAUGGUUCGCGCGGCUAUUGGCGCCACCUUUAGCGGUGGCAAGCCCGAGAUGCUGUGGUCCGUCCUCGACACCUUUAUCGAGACUGACUUUCCCCGCUGCCCCGAAAUCAUCACCUUUCAGCUCAACGGCCAGUCGCGCGUGUCGUGGAUCCCCCGUGAGCGUGGCCUGUGCCGCUUCUACGUGCUGCUCGACGGCGAGGUUUCGCUCGAGCGCGCGCAGCAGUCCAUCAAGGACCACAUGGCUCCUCACAAGGUUGAAUUCACCAAGACGGAGUGGUACAGCACAUUCGAUGUCAAGGAGAGAAUUGCAUCCACAUUCAUUUCCAAGGACGGCGCUGGUCGCAUUUUCCUAGGAGGUGAUGCGGCGCACGUACACUCUGUCAAUGGCGGUCAGGGCUUAAACACGGGCAUCGCAGACUCGUUCAACCUUGCCUGGCGACUCGCCAUGGUGGUUAACCAGCCCAACCUCCCCAAGGAGGCCGUCCAGAGGCUGCUGCUCAGCUAUGACACGGAGCGCCGAAGCACCGCUCAGGGUGUCAUUGACGUCGCGGCCAGACUUGUGCGCGACACUGUCCGCGAGGCCAAGACGUACGUUGGCACCAUUGAGAAGAAUGCAGGAUACAUUACCGGCAUGGGCGUCUCGUACGAGGCCUACGGCUCGCCUCUUGUCGAGCAGUCGGAGCACGGCAUCUGGAAGGCAGGCUUCCGCUGUCCAGACAUGGUCAUCAAGCCCCUCCUCCGCUCCGGGGGAGAGGAGGAGGAGAAGCGUCUGUACUCGGAAGCGAGCUACGGAAAGUACCUGCUAUUGUCCAUUGGCAAGGCGCAAGCUGCCAAGGAGUCGGAGCUUCCCGUCACUCGCUACUCUAUUCUUCCGGCGGGAGCAAGCUCCGAUGCUACCGCUACAAACACAUUUACGGGAGACUGGGUCACGGCGGACGAUGUCUUUCACGUCGUGGUUCGCCCAGACAUGUAUAUUGCCUUUGUCAGUGAAAGCCUGGAUGCUUGCGAGUCGCACCUAAACAAAGUUUUCAAUGCGUAA
This is a messenger RNA of Beauveria bassiana ARSEF 2860, 1545 nucleotides long. Its product is annotated as FAD monooxygenase. Bases 1 to 1545 code for a protein of 514 amino acids. The record is from RefSeq and is a predicted model, not a curated record. The transcript has 5 exons. Gene Ontology annotation, molecular function: FAD binding. NCBI's taxonomy places the organism in Eukaryota, Fungi, Ascomycota, Sordariomycetes, Hypocreales, Cordycipitaceae.